Molecule: messenger RNA, 3321 nt
Organism: Symbiodinium necroappetens
Lineage: Eukaryota; Dinophyceae; Suessiales; Symbiodiniaceae
Source: the annotation of a GenBank genome assembly
AUGCCGGGACCGGCAGAACGGCGUUCAAUCACGAAGAAGUGGGAUGAAGACUCAUCCCUUCCGACUACAGCCAAGUUACAGGAGCUGCUCCUUGAACAUGAGGAGCGGUUGAAGGCGCAUUUCGAGAAGUUAGUCGACAAGUUGUUCUUGCAGCAGGUGCUGGGUGACAGCACGGAGCAUGCAGGGAAGCUUUCCAGCCCAGUGCAUCAACCGGGGGCGGACAGGAUUAGCAGCAAGAGCACUAAAGGGUAUCAGGCCAGAGUGCCGAACUACGUGAGACAAAUGGUCGAUGGGACGCUCACCAAGCCCGCGCCUCUCGGAAAUAAGGUGAGGACCGGGAGUUCAAUCAACAGUUGGUCCUCGAUUGAGCAUGGUGCACGACGCAUGAAGAAUUUCUGGCUCGUGUAUGAUGUCAGCAUUAUGCUUCUCAUUUUCGUGUAUGCAUGUCUCAUGGGCGUCAACCUUCAGUGGACUAGUUCGACUGGAAAAGAGCCACAAUGGGCACGACAUGCUGAGCUGGCAUUUUGCAUUGUGUUUUCCUUGGAUUUGAUGUGUCGCGUUGGCGUGGAGCGCCUACUCUUCGUUUUCGGACCGAUGCGAUGGUGGAACUUGUUGGACAGCGUGCUGGUGGGCAUGAUGGUGGUUUCGCAAAUCACGCAGGAGAGUGCGAUACAAAGCAUCUCUGGCUUGCGGACUCUUCGGCUACUGCGUGUCCUGCGGGUCAUGCGCCUGGCUAGAUACUUCGCAAAGUGGCCACAGUUCAGGCAGCUCCGCAUACUUGUUGCUUCCAUUGGUGAGAGCUUGAAGGUCAUGGUGUGGCUAGUUCUCUUGGCCUUCAGCAUCAUCUACAUCUUCAGUUUGAUCUUGACCGAAGGAGUUUGGCCUUCCUGCCACGUGGAGACAGGCGGCCAGGAGUUGUUGUGCCACAGGUUUGGAACCCUGGCCUCUUCCAUGAUGACCUUGUUUCAGAUUCUUUAUAAUGGGCUCCUUUGGGGCAUUUUGUGGGAUGCCAUGGAGCACUGGGAUUGGUUCUUUCUGGUCGCAUUCCUGAUGUACGUCUCAUUCUCAAUGAUCAUUCUCGGAAACAUGAUGGCAAGCUUCCUGUAUAGCCUUCAGAAGAAAGUGAGCAAGAAGGAGAAAGAGAACUUGAUACAAUCCGAGAUCGAGUCCAAAGAAGAGUUCUUGCAGCAAAUGAGUGCGGUAUUCAGAGAUUUCGAUCAGAAUGGCAAUGGUGCCAUAUCUUGGACAGAGUUUCAAAUAGCAUUGGAAGAUCAACGGAUGCAUGCCUUUUUGUCAUCCCUCGAGCUGGACAUCUCCGAUGCCAUAGGAUUGUUUCAGGUUCUGGACUCAGAUGGAACUGGUGCCAUCGAGCAUUCUGAGUUUCUCUUCGGAUGCUUGCGGCUGAGAGGAGGUGCGAAAGCCAUGGACAUGGUAAGGGUGCAGAUGGAACAGGAAUGGAUGCACAGUGCCUUGCUUCAGAUGCGAUCAACAUUACACGACUUGCACAGGAUCGCGACCUUCGAGAGUCGCAAGACCGCAUCGUCGGAUUCAAACCUUAGAAUGGAUCACGCAAUGAGUGACGCCUCCGAGAACGAGCAGUCCGAGUGGGGCGUAACUUCCCUCGCUAUUCCAAGAUUGAUCGACAGCUCACCGAUGCUGAAUGUGGAGCUUCGGACUCAAAUUCCUGCCGAGGAAAGGGCAGUUACGUUGCACGAGCUGAAGCGGAUUUCCUCCAAUGUCAUGCUGGAGAGCCGACAUGGCUGGGCUGACCAGCGGACUGGCGAGCGGGUUCCCACUGCUGCAUUGAAUCUAUACCACUUCAGCUACCAUCACAUCCUGCCGAAAACGGCGCCGCCAGGGCAGUUGACCUUGACGUUGCCAUGGAGGGCCUCUGGCAGUGUCUCUAUACCACGGAAAGGCCAACAAGUACACCAAGUGAACGAGCACGCGGCCUUGCCGAAUGCCUCUGCUUUCGUUACACAUACGGAGGUGUCGGGGAACAGCAGCGAGUCGGAUGGUACCCUAAAACUGCACCUCCGCCUCACGAAAGGGCGUUUUACCUCCAGCCCAGAUGACGGCAGCAUAUGUGCCGACGACUCGGACUUUGGAGUACCAAUCGAAGUGGUUUGUCAAAACUCCUUCAGUUACAAAGAGCUCUUGUCGUCUGAACCGUGCCGGCCGGCAUGGUAUUGUUCCCACUGGUGGGGGGAGCCCAUCGUGUCCUUUGUGAAUUGUUGCCAGCGACAUGCCCACCUUCGACACUUGGAGGAUUCGGAGGCCACUUACUGGGUGUGUGGCUAUGCAAAUCGGCAACACGAACUCGAGCUCGAGAUCGGAGCCGAUGACAUCAUGGCAUCUUCCUUCUAUCGCGCACUGCAAGUUGCCAGCGGAUUACUUCUAAUUCUCGACAAGGAGGCCAAGCCAUUUUCCAGGAUCUGGUGUGACUAUGAGCUCUAUGCUGCCAUUAUGGAUUCAGACAAGGAGCUUGAUAUCGUGACAAUGGCCACUGCAAGCAGAAGGCAUCAAGCAACAGCCCAGAUGCUGAGCAAGAAUCUGCUGGCAGGCGAGUCAGCUGUGGCGAAGUCUGUGCGCGAACAGAAUUUCCCGUUGUCCUUGCUCCAGCAUGGACUUCAAGUUUGCCUCGAGGAUGGCGAAGCCACCGUGGCAAAGGACAAGCAGACUAUUCUAUCGGCUAUGGCAAACCACACGGAUCUCACAAGCGACGAUGCUCGACGCCAUUUGCAGGAGAACCUCAAGCGCGCAAAUGCCACGCUGCACUCCACCUUUGCGAUUCUGGCAUGGCCUCAAGCAAUGCAGAGAGGACUAUUGCAGGACUUCAAGCAAGAUGGUGAGCUGAAGCUCCCGGAAGUCUUGCAGGCAGACGCGGACAGACAGUCCUUGGAGCUUAGCCUGGCCCACUUCCAGGACAGCUGCGUGGACUCCGCAGUGAAGAUGUUGGCUUCAGGCUUGCCCCCGAACCUGACGGAGCUCAGGCUCAGCUUUGAGGGUUGCAAGCGCAUCACGGAUGCCAGCCUGUCAAGUUUGGGGUCGAGGUUCGGUGCCAACCUGAAGCUUCUUUAUUUGGAUUUCAUCGGGUGCAGCAAGCUAACAGACACCGGGUUGAUCGCAGUCGCUUCCAGCCUGCCCGCCGGCUUGGAGGAGCUUGAGCUUCAUUUUGCGGGCUGCACUGGAAUCGGCUCUGCAGGCGUCAACUCGUUGCGAGCGAAGCUGCCCAGAGGGCUGCAAUCCUUCAAUGCAACGUUCAAAGGAACUGGGAUCAACAAAAACUUUUCCACCAAAGCGGAGUUCGUGUCUGGGUGA